AUGUCGAGUGUACAAGUAAUAAAAACAACGCAACUUCAGGCAAAACUAGAUCACUUCGGAAAGGGACUGAAGGAUUUGAUCCAGCAAGCAUUGAUCAGAGUUAAAUCCUCAUCGCUCAGCCCUGAAGCAAAAGAUGCGAUCAAUCAGAUGGCCGCAGUGGUGAAGAACAAGGGUCAAACGGUACCUCAAGCUAAGGCCGCAAUGAAGGUCGUGAUGAGCAAGACUCCUAAGCAUGUGACUGCUGAAAUCAACAAAUACAUGCAAGCUCACGAACAGGAAGCACUCGACAAAAUACUCAAACUGCAAAACUGA
This is a messenger RNA of Anisakis simplex (herring worm), 312 nucleotides long. NCBI's taxonomy places the organism in Eukaryota, Metazoa, Nematoda, Chromadorea, Rhabditida, Anisakidae. The record is from the annotation of a GenBank genome assembly.